AUGGCAAUGCGUGUCAUGAGAUUGCUGCGCGCCGCCACCUUCGUCAUGAUUGCAAUGGCCUCCUGGGGAACGCACGGCAGUGCCAGCGACGAGGCCAGUUCUCUGCUCGCUUUCAAGGCUGAGCUCGCUGGCAGCAGCAGCUCCGGUGUGCUGGCCUCCUGGAACGCCAGCACCGGCGUCUGCAGAUGGGAAGGCGUGGCGUGCAGCGGCGGCGGCCAGGUGGUGUCGCUGAGCCUGCCCUCCUACGGGCUCGCCGGCGCGCUCUCCCCGGCCAUCGGGAACCUCACGUUCCUGCGGACGCUGAACCUGAGCUCCAACUGGUUCCAGGGGGAGAUCCCGGAGAGCAUUGGCCGCCUAGCGCGUCUGCAGGCGCUGGACCUGAGCUACAAUGCGUUCUCCGGCACGCUGCCCGCCAACCUCAGCUCCUGCGUCAGCUUACUGCUGUUGAGCCUCAGCAGCAACCAAAUCCAUGGGCGCAUCCCUGUCGAGCUCGGCAACAAGCUCACGCAUCUUCGGGGGCUCUUAUUGGCCAACAACAGCCUGACGGGCGCCAUCCCAGGAUCACUAGGUAACCUUUCAUCCCUGGACUACCUUGAUCUGACAGACAACCAACUCGAGGGUCCGGUAACACAUGAGCUUGGCAGCAUUGGAGGCCUCCAGACCAUUUUCCUCUUUGGGAACAGCCUAUCGGGUGUGCUUCCACAGUCCCUGUACAAUCUGUCAUCGCUGAAGAACUUCGGGGUAGAAUUCAACAUGCUGUCUGGAACUAUCCCUGCUGAUAUUGGCGACAGGUUCCCUGGCAUAGAAACCCUUAGCUUCUCUUACAACCGGUUCAGUGGAGCUAUCCCACCUUCGGUCUCCAACCUCUCUGCUCUCAUAGAACUUGGCCUCGCAGGAAAUGGAUUUAUUGGACAUGUGCCUCCUGCUCUGGGGAAGUUGCAAGGUCUCACUGUCCUGGACUUGGGUGACAACAGGCUACAAGCCAACGACAGUCAAGGGUGGGAGUUCAUCACUUCCCUGACGAACUGCAGCCAGCUUCAGAAUCUGAUUCUUGGCAACAACUCUUUCAGUGGUGAAGUGCCCGGUUCAAUCGCCAACCUAUCGAUGACUCUCGAAACUCUUUAUCUGGGAGACAAUAGGAUUUCUGGAGCUAUUCCAUCGGACAUCGGCAAUUUGGUUGGUCUGAAAUUACUUGAGAUGGCAAAUAACUCCAUAUUUGGAGCGAUCCCGGAGAGCAUUGCUUGUCAGGCCUCAAUACCUCCAUCACUAGGAAAUCUUACACAGCUGAACAGGCUUUAUGCAUACUAUGGCAAUCUAGAGGGGCCCAUUCCAAGGAGCCUGGGAAACUUGAAGAAUGUAUUUGUCUUUGAUCUGUCAACAAGUCUACUCAAUGGUUCAGUUCCCAAAGAGGUGCUAAAACUUCCUCAGCUUUCUUGGUACUUAGACUUAUCAUACAAUGCAUUGUCUGGGCCACUCCCAGUUGAAGUUGGUAGCUUGGCAAACCUUAACCAACUGAUUCUAUCAGGAAACCAGUUGUCAAGCAGCAUACCUGACAGUAUUGGAAAUUGCAUUUCACUGGAACGGCUGCUGCUGGAUCAGAACUCAUUUGAGGGAAUCAUACCUCAAUCUCUGAAGAACUUAAAAGGUCUCGCCUUACUGAACCUGACCAUGAAUAAGCUGUCUGGUAGUAUUCCUGAUGCCCUUGCUAGUAUUGGCAACCUGCAACAGUUGUAUUUAGCACACAACAACUUUUCAGGUUUGAUUCCAGCAGUUCUACAGAACCUGACACUAUUGUCGAAAUUGGAUUUGUCCUUCAAUGAUCUCCAAGGUGAAGUGCCAAAAGGGGGUGUUUUUGCAAAUGCAACGUCCUUGUCGAUUCACGGAAAUGAUGAGCUUUGUGGCGGAGCGCCUCAACUACAUUUAGCUCCAUGCUCCAUGGCUGCUGUGGAUAACAAAAGACAAGUGUCAAGAUCCCUUAUGGCCACCCUAAUAUCAAUUGGCGCACUUGUAUUCUUAGGUAUACUAGUUGCUCUUAUUCAUUUGAUCCACAAGAGGUUCAGACAAAGAAAGGCAAGCCAACUCGUUUCCACACUAAUUGAUGAACAGUACGAAAGGGUUUCUUAUCAAGCAUUGUCAAAUGGAACUGGUGGUUUCUCAGAGGCUAAUUUGCUCGGACUAGGAAGCUAUGGUGCUGUUUAUAAAUGCACUUUACAUGAUCAGUCUGGGUCCACUAGAAGUUUCGUGGCUGAGUGCGAGGCACUGCGAAGGGUACGUCACCGUUGUCUCAUAAAGAUCAUCACCUGUUGUUCAAGCAUCAAUCAUCAAGGUGAAGAAUUCAAGGCACUGGUUUUUGAGUUCAUGCCGAACGGUAGUCUAAAUGAUUGGCUGCAUCCAGUAUCUAAAGUACACACUCUGAGUAAUACGCUCAGCCUAGCUCAGAGACUAGACAUUGCUGUAGACAUCAUGGAUGCUCUAGAAUAUCUUCACAAUCAGUGUCAGCCACCGGUAGUCCAUAGCGACCUCAAGCCAAGUAACAUCCUCCUUGCAGAGGAUAUGAGUGCCCGGGUUGUAGAUUUCGGCAUAUCGAAAAUCCUUUCUGAUGGCACUAAGUAUGGCGAGGGUCGAUCUGUCUCAACUCUUGGGGAUGUCUACAGCCUUGGCAUACUGUUGCUUGAGAUGUUCACCGGGAGGAGCCCUACUAACGACAUGUUCAAAGACUCGUUGGACCUUCAUAGGUUUGCCGAAGCCGCUCUUCCCAAAGGAGCCUCGGAGAUAGCCGAUCCAGUAAUCUGGCUGCAUGAAGAAGCUAAGGCAAAAGAUACUGCUGAUGCUGCCAAAAUUAGAAGCCCGAGCGAGGAGUGCUUGGUUUCAGUGAUCCGGCUCGGCGUCUCCUGCUCAAAGCAGCAGCCAAGAGAGCGAAUGGCGAUGCGGGAUGCUGCUGUGGAGAUGCGUGCGAUCAGAGACGCGUACCUCAUGGUUGCCAGCUAG
Miscanthus lutarioriparius is the source of this 2988-nucleotide messenger RNA. The record is from the annotation of a GenBank genome assembly. Lineage: Eukaryota; Viridiplantae; Streptophyta; Magnoliopsida; Poales; Poaceae.